ACCAAAACAACGCGUCGGUUAUGUACAAGAAGCGUGUCGCCAUCCACAUUACCUCAGCAGUGGCUGGCUGAUAGCCGAGAAUGGAGCGGCUUCAGAGCGAAUUGGAAAGGAAGAAAACUAACAUUUUCUCAGAUAGGACUCAUAGAAUGACAGAGCGUCCAUUCUUUAUUCAGUCAGGCAAAGGUCGAGGCCAUGAAGACCUCGGGUCCUCGUUUGCUCCAUCCCAACCAGUGCAAGGCAAGGCGUCUGGCAAAGUCAAGCCUGCCGGGGCCACGUCGCGUCCUGUCAUCACCAGUCUGGAACAAGAUUCUUUUAGUGACAGUGAUGACGAGCUGUUAUUAUCUGAAGGCGCUCAACCGUUGGGCUUGUCACCUAUACCCAAACGCGCUGUCCGCGGCAAGACAAUAACGUCGAUUCCUCAGAAAGCCAAUCUUGCUCCAAACGGUCAUCUGUAUCACCCAAGUUUUCCUCCUCCUCAGGAAAAACUCCCAAAAUUCAAGAAGAUUAAGAAGCAGCUGCAGGUAGAGGGUGGUAUUCCGGAUCGGCCUCCAUCGUCAUCUUUGCCCGAAGCAGACGACUCCCAAGAACUAUGCAGACCAAUAUCUGACGACCUAGCGUCUCAGACGAAGCCCUUUAAACCUGCAACCAAGCCGAAGAAAGAGAGCCAUACAGCCUUUACGCGUCCGGGCCCAGGAAGGAGCUCCGUGUCCAGGAAGACAGUCACUCCAUCAGGAGACGAACUUCCAAAAUAUCCCGAACGCGUUCCUAAACUACGAGCUGUAAAGGCUGAGGGCUCAAUAGUUCGUGAUCGGAGUCCCGAAGCAACUCCGCGUGCCAGCAGGCAGCCUCGGCCAUUCCCUUUGCGUAGUCAUUCCUCGGUAUAUGGUGGGAGCUCACGCGCUUCCGACGCGUCCUCUGCUCGGAAGAGUGCUCGAGAACCCCUCACAGCAAAAAAGGAGAAGGCAAACGCACCGUCACGUAAACCCACUGUUCCUUUCCCUAUGAACCCUCUGGGAAAGUCAAAUCUUCCGAAGCAGCCACUCCCUGAACCAACGGGACCCAACCCUUUCCCAUUAUCUUUGCACACUCCGAAGCCAGGUCUGACUCGCUCAGAGACACACGGAAACUUCCCUGCGCCUUCCCCGUUGGCCUCCCCAGUGCAACCACCCUCGCGUGAUAAGGGGAAGAGUCGUGCGCUGACCCCACAUCAAGACGAAGACGACGACAGUAAACUUGCCAUAAACCAUUGCGAUACGGUACGGACCAAUGUCGCCCUUAGACCCUUCUCUGUGGGCUCAAGUGAAAUCAAGACUGCACAUCAGCGUAGCCCUCACUCGUCUUCAGAGAGCAUGAGUUCCAAACGAGCUUCGGGCGGUGGGGAUGGAGAACGCGGGCAUUCAGCCAAGAGGCAUAAGGAAAAUAAUUCAAGGCUGAUCCUGGGAGAAGAUGAACACUUGGAUGAAGACUCAUUUGAGAUAGACAGAGUGGUUGAUCCUUCUACAGUUUGCCCGUACUGUGACGAACCGCUGCCACGCAAUCCAACUCCACAACUGAAGAAUCUCCUGGCGACUGCGAAACGGAAGUCAUACCCAGACCCGCGCCCCCGAAAUUCUCGCGGGCUCAAGGCUCCUCUAGGAAUUUAUAUCUCAGCUUGUCAGCGACAUCACUUCGAAAUGCACUCCUUGCCUGAGGCUGUGGAGAAAGGAUGGCCGCAAAGUAUCGACUUCAAGAAGGUACCCAAGAGGGUUGAAGGGAUGAAGGGCACACUUGAGGCUAUAAUUUCUGAUACUGACAUCCACAGUGACAAUAGGGAUUCUGUAGAGGACGACGCCAGGGGUCCCCGAGCACGAAGCGACUUCUGGAGAGAAAUCAAGAAACAAAUCAAGAAACAAGGCAGUCGAACAGCUACUGGUGUGAAGGGCCAGUUUGCCAGCUUCGAAAAGACUCAGCCUGGAUACUAUGGUGAACUCGGCUUCUUGAUCAUACAUCAAACGCUCUACAACCUCUUUCCCUUUUCAUCAUUUGAACCUUCUUCGAUAGCCCCUCUCACACCUGCGGAAUUCAUUCAGCUCGUACUGAUCCCCGAAGCUGCGGUAGGUCUCAUCAUGCAAGACCUUCUUCUCGACAGGGAUGAAGCGAUUGUGACCCUCCGUGAAAGCUCUCAGUAUGGCGUUGCCAUGUUUCCUGACACCGGUUCUGGUAAGGGCACAGCACUCGGUGAUGAUGACGACGAGGGUGUUGCGGAUCGCAUUGUUAUGGAACGUGCUAAAGCCAGGAGGUUGGAGCUUGAGGAAGAGGAGAAGCUUGAGGAACAGAUGUGGAAAGAGGAGCGAGCGAAACGUAGGUGCAUAGCACAGAUGGAGAGGAAAGAGAAAGCUCGCCAGCGGGCAGAGGACCUGAAGAAAUCGAAGGAGCUUGCAGGAUAUUCCUUCCGCGAAGUUAGCGAAGCAACCGAAUCGGAAACCCAACGCAGGCCGUUGAGGAGCACUGCGAAGGCUGGGUCAAGAACAGCUACGGACUCCGAGACCGACAACAUGUCUGUGGAUAGUUCGACGAGCCGGCGAUCUACGCGUUCCAGGACUGGCGCUAGGAUGAUGUACCGCACCGCUUCUGCCAAGUCUGAUUCUUCAAACAUGCAGAUUUCUGAUGACAGCACCGUAGAGAUUGUGGACGAAAAUGAACAGCCGCGAGUCAGACGGUCAACCAGACACGCAACUUCUAGUGCCAAUGACAUUAGCCAACACUCUGAGGCUGCAUCGUCGUCGAAAACGAAAACUCGUGCCGGGCGAUCGAAGAAUUUCAAAGGCGACAAUGCAGACGUGGAUAUCGGUGAUACGCCUUUGAAACCUGUUCUCGAUAUUGUCGGGGAAUCUACUCCGCGGCCACAUAUGUCGAAAGUUCCAGCUGUACCACGCCCGCACCCUACUCUAGGAAUAUCUGGAGUUACAACUGCAAUUAAGAUUCCUCUCCAAGUUGCUAGAUCAAGAUCGACAACAAGUGCCACGUCGGACGGGUGGCGUAACAAUUUCGUACCUGGUGCUUCCGAAGCUGAGGAAUCGGAUGGCUCGCAAGCAGUCCAACCGUCCUUGGACAUAUAUCAUUGGCUACUCAGUCCAACCUCGUCGUCGUCAUCAUUAUCGCUGUAGCGACAAUAAUAUUACACCGUCACUGACAAUUCCUUGCAAGGCUACAUAGUAUUAAAUACUAUUAAUUUUCAUCGACAAGUUCGAUGCCUUGGUGUGCAUUGCAAUCACUGAUUGGACUAGUUUUCCGUAAUUACUUACUACCGGACUUUUACAAUCACAAUCACCAGCGUGUUCAACUUACCUAGGUGUCUACGGUACGAUUCAUUCAUAGUCACAUUAAUAAAUAUUAAUUUAUGUCGAGAAAAUUACGAUGAAUACACAAUAUGUUGCAC
Messenger RNA from Suillus subaureus, 3418 nucleotides. Its product is annotated as RTC4-like domain-containing protein. Lineage: Eukaryota; Fungi; Basidiomycota; Agaricomycetes; Boletales; Suillaceae. The record is from RefSeq and is a predicted model, not a curated record. The transcript is spliced from 5 exons. Bases 81 to 3146 code for a protein of 1021 amino acids.